CUCACUCUGUUUACCAUCAACUACUUCAACUAUCAACCAACACCAAACUACAACAUUAACUCAACACUUUAAUCAACCUAUCAAUCGAAAAGAUGCCACUGGAAGCUACAGUUUGCAUGCUAGAUAAUUCGGAUUACUCGAUUAAUUCAGAUGUUAUUCCAACUCGGUUAGAAGCUGCUUCGGAUGCAGUCAAGACUAUCUUUCGUGCAAAAACAAAUUCAAAUCCGGAGAGUACGUGUGGGCUUAUGACUUUUGCUGGAAAAAGUCCUACAGUUCUUGUUACACCCACUACAGACGAAGGCAAGAUUCACGUGUCUUUACAAACAGUUAAAUCUCAUGGGAUUCCAGACUUAUUAUCAGGUUUAAGUGUAGCAGGUUUAGCACUCAAACAUAGACAAGAAAAAAACCAAAGACAGCGAGCGAUCGUUUUACUUUCAUCACCAUUACCAUCUCAUCUAACAACAGAAGAAUUGAUUAAAUUAGGGAAGAAAUUGAAGAAGAACAAUGUGGCAGUAGAUGUGAUUUUGUUUGGAGCCGAAACCGAUCAAAAUGAAGAAAGAUUGAAAGUGUUUAUUGAGAAUGUCAAUAGUGCUGGAAAUUCAAAGUUGUUGGUCGUUCCUAGUGGUCUUCCUGGUUUGUUGAGUGAUCAUAUUAAACAGAGUGAGAUCUUGGCCGAAGAAGGGUUUGGGAAUGGGGCUACUGGAAGUGGGAUGGGAGGUGGAAAUGAUGGUCAGCUUGGGAAUGGUGAAGGUGGUGGUCUAGAUUUGGAUCCUAAUCUUGAUCCUGAACUUGCAAUGGCUUUGAGAAUGUCGUUACAGGAAGAAGAAGCAAGACAAGCUGCUGCUACAAGACAAGAAUCUUCGUCUACUGGUACAACAGCUUCGACUGUUAAUCCGGUUUCUUCAAGUGUCCAAGAAGCAAGUGGGGAUGAUGAAUUGGCUAAAGCUUUAGCUUUAAGUAGAGAAGAAGAUAUUGAGAUGAAUGAUGCUGAUCAACAAGGAGAAGGAGAUGAAGAAUUAGAUGAAGAAGAAGCGAUUGCUAAAGCAAUUGAAAUGAGUAUGAAGAAACCUUGAUUCUGAGUGUGGGGGAUAGGGUUUGUUUGUUUUUGGAUGAAAUGUUUGGUAUUAUUUGUGUGUGUGUUUUUUGGUUAGGAUAUUUUUUUGUUGUCUUUCAAGAAAUUUAAAGUAUUUUUUUGAGG
Messenger RNA from Melampsora larici-populina 98AG31, 1198 nucleotides. RefSeq lists its product as uncharacterized. Gene Ontology annotation, molecular function: polyubiquitin modification-dependent protein binding. Gene Ontology annotation, biological process: proteasome-mediated ubiquitin-dependent protein catabolic process. Gene Ontology annotation, cellular component: cytosol; proteasome regulatory particle, base subcomplex; nucleus. The transcript has 9 exons. Lineage: Eukaryota; Fungi; Basidiomycota; Pucciniomycetes; Pucciniales; Melampsoraceae. Bases 93 to 1073 code for a protein of 326 amino acids. The record is from RefSeq and is a predicted model, not a curated record.